AUGAACACCUUUCGCCCAUUUGUCGGCAGGAUCGGGAGUAGUUUGACCGGAGGAACUUUCACUCAAAUACCGACACCAAUGUUGCGCAGAUACGCCCUCGGUUUCUCGGCUUCCGCCAGACCGCCAAACAUGUCUUCCGCUACCCCCGUCGAGGAUGCCAUCCGCUCCAAGGUCACCGCGGCUCUCUCCCCCUCCACACUUGAAAUCUACAACGACUCCCACCUUCACAGCCACCACAAGGCCAUGGCUGGAAACACCUCCAAGGAAACACACUUCAGACUUGUCAUUGUCUCCGACGCCUUCGGCACAAAGAUGCAAUCCGCCCGCCACCGCAUGAUCUACGCUCUCCUCCGCGAGGAGAUGGCCCGCGAGGGCGGCAUUCAUGCUCUGCAGCUCAAGACGCUGACUCCCGAGGAGGAGGAAAGGCAGAAGGCAGCCAAGGCAGCUUCCAAGAAGGCUGCUGAGGCCCAGGCGUCCGACGACUCGGCCUGA
This is a messenger RNA of Colletotrichum truncatum, 492 nucleotides long. RefSeq names its product BolA-like protein. Lineage: Eukaryota; Fungi; Ascomycota; Sordariomycetes; Glomerellales; Glomerellaceae. Gene Ontology annotation, cellular component: mitochondrial matrix. The record is from RefSeq and is a predicted model, not a curated record. Gene Ontology annotation, biological process: [4Fe-4S] cluster assembly.